UCUAUACGCCGCUAACACGAGACUAGUUGUGCUGGAUCUUGCCUGGCUGAUCAAUUCUCAUUGCGUGAGCUGAGACACUCGUUUUGAGAUUUUUCAGCGAUAGUUAUUUAGGGUAUUAUAGUUAUUAUUAAUAUAACUCGAAACCUUCUGGAUUUAAACUCCCGUCACCGUCCAUCUCCCCAUCUCCCCGGAGUUUUGGCUUUGCGAAUUGUCUAUGGUUCGGACACUAUCCUUCUGAAUAUCCAGCCAGAGUUCUGAGCUUUCCAUAAAUACGAAUCGAGAUCCUCUCAGCUUACCUACCUCCCACCAAAACUCCAAAUCACCCCCAAAUACCUUAUUUAUGGCGAUUCGCAUCAGCCGAGCCUGCGUGGGAUAACUGGAUCGCCAUAUUACAGCGGACAUGCUCUAGGGGUUUGAUUGGCCCCCCGUUUCCAGGAUUUGUCGCCUUUGCUAUAACUGUGGAGUUGUUUCUUGGACUAGGAGAACUGCGAGCACCGAGGGGGGGGGAAGUUCCGUCAAGUUCAUUGAGAUAUACUAGGUUUUACUAGAGUCAAACGUGUGGUAUUUCUUAUUGCACGUUUUGCGCUCCAUCGCGGAUCAGGCCUAGGAAUGGACACUAUCUCCCGUGGGACGAUCAAGUACACUGCAUCAACUGUAUUUAUCAUCAGCGUCUCAUUAUUGAAGCUCUCCGCAGAGUCCUCCCUCGUUUUUGACCGGCCUGCGCAUACUGCUGCAAUUACCUCCGCAUUAUCCGGCCUCUUCCUCCUGGUAUUCGGCCUUUUUGUCACUUCUCCUUCGCGACACCCCGACGCCGACGAGCACGAUGAUUCGAUCCCGCUUUCAGACUCUCUCCCACAUUCCCCAUCCGAUACCUCCAAGGCUAUAGAGAAGCUGCGCAAACUCACAAGCGCACAAACACGGAAAGCAUCGCGUAUAACCUGGCUGGCUAUAUGUGCGUUGGCUUUGCGCAUUGAAGUGUCACGUCACAUCGUGCAUAAUGCGGAAUGUUUGAAACCGGCCUCUUUUGCCUUGACUCCUCUUCUCCUUUCGAUAUACGGAUAUUGGGCCAAUAGACGAGCCAAUCGCAUUAAUAACACCCAAGGCUUUGACGACAAUGCGAAACGAUCACUGGCGUCUACCUUUCCGAUUCUAUUAUUAAUCACCUCCGCUUUCCUCACUUCCUCCAUGAGCAAUGGCUGGAAAUCUACUUAUAUCUGCCCCUUGACCGGUGCCUCUGCGUUGUUUACGGCUUUAUUGCAAAUUCUUGGUUUAGUGUUGGAUACCGUUAUACUCAUUGCAUUCUCGGAACUCGGCCGCCAGCGCACUCGUCGCAGUGAUGGACGGAGGGUACAAACUACUGUGCUCUGGGGCUUCGUGCUGAUUGGUGUAUCAGUAAUAUGGCUACUUGCUGCAUUUCCGAUAUAUUUGAUCCUGCCUAAACAAAGGGAGUGGUUACUCCAGUUCUCCCUCCCGUACAUUGGCAGCGUUAUGAAGCUGAGCCUCCUUUUUACAUGCGCCUGUGUCUCAGCUUCAUAUAUUGUAACGCAAAUUAGAAUUCUGGGAAUAUCUUUCCUUUUCUCAUUCACAUUUGUUUGUAUAUCGCAAUUAUCCCAUCUGUGGACCGCAUUCCAAGCUUUUCCUGUUAUCCCAGUGUUUACUGCUGGCUUUUCCAUCAUUUUGCUGCAUGUUUCGGGAUAUUGGUACUGGCGUUCCAGUACAGCCACCGACCAGGAUAGAAAAAAACAAUGGCAGCCCCGAAGCUGGAUACGAUUGGUAUUUUUGGCUUUGAUUGGUUUAUCCUUCGUGCUACUCGUAACAGCGAAGAACGAAACCCCGCGCCAUCCGAUUGACACUCUUAUAUCUCGAGCUAAAACAAAUUUUGGCCAAUGGGUGGCCAGCGCGAAAUCGAGCCAAAACCUUCAAGAAGCUGUAGCUGAAUAUCAGCGACGUUACAAACAGCAUCCGCCACCUGGUUUCGAUCUAUGGUAUAAGUAUGCGACUGAGAGGUCUUCCGCAGUGAUUGAUGAUUAUGACCAAAUCUACGAAGACCUUCUCCCUUUCCGCGCAUUAAGCCCUCGAACGCUACGUGAGUUGACUAAUGCCAUGGCAUCCCACCCUUCGAACGAUAUGGCUACUGUGAGCGUUCGUGGUGGAACUACCCAAAUACAAGAAAGCAUUGUACCAACACACAGAUGGAUGGUUGAAGGGGUAGCGAAAAUGAUCAACCCUUUCUCACAAUUCCUGCCCGACAUGGACCUAGCUUUCAAUUUGAAUGAUGAAUGCCGAGUCGCUGUUCCUUGGGAGAAAAUCAACGCUCUCCACGGUUCUGCCAAAAGCCACAUCCGCCAGGGCACUGAUAAACUGAUUGGGUCCUGGUCCGAGAAUCGCGCCUCAACUUGGGAACUCAGCGAAUCUGCAAAGAAGGGAGCAGAUCAGCUUUUUACAGACGCUUCCUUUCAACAAGUAUAUGAUCUCGUUGGGCGCUCUGUAUGUCCCCCUUCAUCGAUGGCGAAAACGUCAUUCGUUUGGGACAAACGAAACGUUUGUUUGAACUGUGCCAGGCCACAUUCCCUCGAACAGUUCUUAAGCGACUGGACGCUGGCCUCUGAUAUUUGCCACCAACCUGAUCUGGCCUAUCUGAGCGGAUUUUACCUCUCCCCUUCCGCUUUUAGAGUAUCCAAAUCACUCUUACCAGUUUUCAGCCAGAGCAAAGUAUCCGGUUUUAACGACAUCCUCUAUCCGAGCUCGUGGAACUAUAUAGACAAAGUCAUAUAUAGACCCACAGACGAACAUCCAGAUGCGCCUUACUCCGAAAAGCAGUCCACCCUUUUCUGGCGCGGUACCACAUCCGAAGGAUAUAGCUCUUCCGGCCAAUGGAAGGGCAUGACCCGCCAACGCAUUGUCCAUCUCGCCAACAACCACACCUCAAACUCCGUCUCAAUCCUCCUCCCUUCCCCUUCCUCUUCCACAUCAAAAAGAAACUCAACCUCCUACACAUAUACCAACAUGCCCGCCUCCGAGAUCCCCGAAGCCCUCGACCUACAAACCUCCAUCUACCUCGCAGGCCAAAUAACCCGUUGCAGUUUAUCAGAUUGCGUUUCCCAAAAGAAAGAAUUCAGCCUGGGCCCUUCAACCGAUUUCCAAGAACAUUGGAAAUACCGGUUCCUAAUGGAUGCCGACGGGGCUGGGUUUAGCGGUCGUUUCCUCCCGUUUCUGCAGAGUAGGAGUCUCCCGUUCCGCACGGGCCUGUUUCGCCAGUGGCUGGAUAGCCGGCUUACCGCGUGGCACCAUUUCGUCCCUAUCGAUAUUAGACUGCACGGCCUGUGGAGCACCCUGGCAUACUUCUCUGGCGCGAGGGAGGCUGUGCUGCCGGACUCUAAUGCUGCUGGGCCUAUUCCGGAUGCCAAUAAGGAUAAUAAGAGAAAUGGUGAUGGUGAUGGUAAUGGGAAUAAAGCUGGCGGCGAGACAAAGCAAAAACCACCACCCAGCCGGACGAUGUGGGCGAGGAGGAAUAGUGAGAACAACAAUGCUAAAAAGGACCACAAGAACAAGAACAACAACGAUAAUAAUAAUAAGCAGAAGAUAUUGAUGGAACCACACACGCGCGAAGGAGAGUUUAUAGCCGAAGAGGGCCGGAAGUGGGCAGAGAAGGCGCUUCGGAAGGAAGAUAUGGAAAUCUACAUGUUCCGGCUGCUGCUGGAAUGGGGCCGGUUGACAGAUGAUAAGAGGGACCAGCUGGGUUUCCAGGUAGGAUAAGGGUGAUGAUAAUACUGUGCAAUACAGCAGUCGCUACUUUUUAUAUAGACCGACUUCUAUCUUUUUGUCCAUUUUCUUCUUAUUUACUUUUUUUUUUCGGUUGUUGCGGUAAACCAGGCUUCCGUUAGCAUGCGCGGGAAAGAGUCGAGGUGUGUAUAGGGCGCGCGGGCGCAAAAACCUGGAUUGGAUCUUGCUUUACUUUAAUUAUAUACCUCAAGAUUAUUGCAAUGUACAUGUACAAACAUUUAACGAGUUAUUUCAUGUGCUUGUUUCACCUUGACAAUAUUAAGAUUGGUGAUUAUAAUUUAUGAAGAGCGCAGUAAUAGUAAUAGCACAUACAGACAACAAAGCUAAUGUGAGGCUCAAAAUGUAGGGAUCGGCGUUCCCGAUUAUCAAAACGGGUGAGAGAAAUUGAAGGGUCCAAAUCAG
Messenger RNA from Blastomyces dermatitidis ER-3, 4185 nucleotides. Its product is annotated as capsular associated protein. Bases 610 to 3756 code for a protein of 1048 amino acids. The transcript is spliced from 7 exons. The record is from RefSeq and is a predicted model, not a curated record. Lineage: Eukaryota; Fungi; Ascomycota; Eurotiomycetes; Onygenales; Ajellomycetaceae.